UCGCCUCCCCACCUUUUUCCCUCUCCCACUGCGGCCGAAGAAAAAAGCUCCCGACCUCUCUCGCCUUUUCUCUGUUCGAUUCGCAGAUCUGGUUUUUGAAAAUUCCCUUCGGCGACCGACUUUUUCUCCCUCGGAACCCGAACGCUCUGCUCCCGCAAAGUUUGCGCUCCCGUACGUCCCUUCUUCCCUCUCUUCUCUCUCUCUCUCUCUAGCGGGAGAGUUGCUUUAGCCCGUGAAAUGCGGUCUCGGAUUCUUGAGCUGCACGGGCCCGAGCAGCAGCAGCUCGCGCCUCGGCUUUCUUGUCGCCGAUGAGGUGGAGCGGCGUCGUCGUCGUCGAUGGAGGCCCCCGCAUUUCGCCAUAAGAGGUCCAAGCUCUGCGUCGCCGAUCGGAACUCCGGCCACACGCUCUCCUCGCGCGGAGGAAACAAGCAAUUUCAAAGACAGAGGAACUUUGGUAUAGUGGCCUCUGAUUCUAGUUCUGAAAGUAGUGGCACUUCAGGCGAAGACUUGAUCAUGCUGGAUUUACGGUUGAGAUCUAGCAAAAAAGCUGCCACCACUUCUGGCACUCCUAUGAAGAAAUUAUUAGCCAAUGAGAUGUUGCGAGAAACUGGAUCCAAGAGACAGUCACCGAGUGUCAUUGCAAGAUUAAUGGGUUUCGAAGGCCUGCCACUUCAGCAGCCUGGUCAUAAGCAACAGAAGAGAUAUUUGGACAAUCAUCAGUCCGGGAGAAAAGUAGAGAAAGCAGAAAGGAGUAGUGCGUGUUCCAGCCGUCGAUCAUCUAGGAAAAGCUCAAAGGAGGAGGAAGAAUUUAAAGACGUGUUUGAAGUUUCCGAAAUGUCAAAGUUACCAAGUAAGAGUUACUUACCAAAAGGGGCUGUGAAGUCUGCCAUGACUGAAGCUGAAAUGGAAUUUAUUUGCCAGAAAUUUGUUGAUGCAAAACGUCUUUCAACCGAUGAUAAGCUUCGGGAUUCAAAGGAGUUUGAUGAUGCUCAGGUAAUGGACUCAAACAAAGAUCUCCUCGUUAAAUUUCUGCAGCAACCAGAUCCACUGUUCACGAAGCAUCUGCAUGAUCUUCAAAGUCCUGAGUUUCAAUCACAUUUUAGUUCUGCGACUGCUUCAAAAGGUCCAGAAAGAACCAGGAGUAUAGAUUCAAAACCAGGGAGGGAGAAUCCGCCAAGAAGAUGUGGCAGAUCGCCAAAGAUUUAUCACGACAAGUUUAUUGGUACUCCAGUCAGCGAUACAGCUCAUGGUACUCUCAAGUCGUCAAAGUUAGAGGGGCAAGUGCUCUCAGAUAUUCUUCCUACCCAGAUUGUUGUUUUAAAGCCAAACCUUGGGAAGGCACAUGGUCCUACCAAAAAUAGUCUGUCUCCAACUUCGCUUUCGUUUUCUCCUGACGCAAGUCCAAGUUAUAGGAAUCAUCUAGAGUGUCCUGUGGAUACGGAGCUUAAGUCAAAGGAUUCACGAGAAAUUGCCAGAAGAAUUACUCGGAAAAUGCGGAACAGUUAUGGUUCUGGUUCAAUCUAUAUAGCACCUGUCCAAUCAGGGGGCUAUGCUGGAGAUGAUAGCUCAUCUACCAUGUCUCUGAGUGACUCUGCAUAUGAGUCAGAUAUGACAGUAUUGACGAACACAACUGCAUUGACGAAUACAAGGUCUGUUAACUGUAAAAACCGAUAUAAGCACGCAUCCUCUUCUACUGAGUCAUCUGUGAGUAGGGAGGCGAAAAAGAGACUCUCAGAGAGGUGGAAAUUGACUCACAGGUCUCAAGAGAUUGGAGAAAUUAGCAGAGGUGGCACACUGGCUGAAAUGCUUGCUAUUCCUGAUGGUCAAGUGAGGAGUGCAGAUUCAGGUCGAAAAAUUGUCCAAGAAGGAUUCAAAGUGGAGUUUGCUGGAGGCAAUGCAUCUGCAAGCUGUGUUGAACCUUUGGGCAUCAGCAGCAGAGAUGGGUGGAAGGACGUGUGCGUGAAUAAGCUAUCAAGAUCUAGAUCUCUUCCUGCUUCAUCUGCAGUCUUUGGCAGUCCUAAAAGUGAAGCUCCUUCUGAUUCCAGGCACCGGAUGGCUAGAGAGAUGGUGAGAUGGGACAAGAUUAUGACUGCGAGGGAAAAUUUUGAUGUCAGAGAUAGUUUUGUCAACAGAAAGUUCACACCAAGACAUAUUGAACGUCAUCCUCCUCACUGCAGCAGUGGUGAGAGCAGUGAUGCUUCAUCAGAGUAUCAUUUGACUCAGUAUAAAAGGAGAAGUGGCCUCAAGGAGAUCGAUCAGCCUGAACAGAGCCCUGCUAUUUCUGAGGCAUUUGGGGAUGUGGUUCAUGUUGGUGUUGCCAAUGUGGGGUCAAAGAUGGUAACCUCGAUUUCCGAACCUUCAAAUCCGGAGCAUCCAUCGGCUAAAGUUAACUCUACUGUCUCCUACGCAGAUGAUGUCCAGGGUCCAUCUAUCAAUCCAUCUAGAGAGAGUCCAGAACCUGUAAUUCAUUCAAUACCUGAAUCUGAAUCUUCUGCAAGUUCGAAGGAGGCGGAUCAACCCAGCCCAAUAUCUAUUUUGGAAGCUCCUUUUAAGGACGAUCUCUCAUCGGGUUCUGAAUGCUUUGAGAGUCUCAGUGCUGACCUUCAUGGUCUUCGCAUGCAACUGCACCUACUCAAACUGGAAUCUCAAGCAUGUACUGAGGGAUCAAUGCUUAUCUCAAGUGAUGAAGAUGCUGGGGAAGGAUUGAUGCGUUUCUCAGGAGAUAGAGGACUGUACAGAACUGAAGAGAGCUGGGAAUCUUCCUACAUUGUCAAUGUCUUAGUGAGCUCUGGCUACGACAAUUCUGAUCCUGAAAUGUUCAUUGCAAAGUGGCACUCUCCUGAGUGCCCCGUGAAUCCAUUGGUGUUUGAAGAGCUAGAGAAAAGGUACUGCGAUGAAAGUUCCUCAAGGUCUGCAAGGAAGCUACUCUUUGACCGUGUUAAUUCGGCUCUUGUGGAAAUUUACCAGCAACUCAUGGAUCCGCACCCAUGGGUCCAUCCACGGGCAGCGAAGUUGGAUUUUAAUUGGGAUAAAGACUCUCUCCAGGAUGGUCUGAUCCGGUUUCUGACAGGCCAACGGAAGAAGGGCUGCAAAGGCAUGCUCGAUAAGUUGUUGGCGAGGGAAUCACCGUGGUUGAACUUAGGAGAUUAUAUAGAUGUCAUAGGUAGGGACGUUGAGAGGGUACUGAUAGAUGAUCUUGUAGCUGAAGUACUGUCUAUGUAAAGAACUUUAUCAGCUUAGGGACUUCCAUGUAUGCAGAUCAAGCUAUCGUUCCAUGCCAUAAUAAAGUGAACAAAAUUUGUAAGUUCUAAA
Molecule: messenger RNA, 3312 nt
Organism: Eucalyptus grandis
Lineage: Eukaryota; Viridiplantae; Streptophyta; Magnoliopsida; Myrtales; Myrtaceae
Exons: 5
Coding region: 337-3222 (961 amino acids)
Source: RefSeq, a predicted model, not a curated record